AUUUUUCAAUCAAAUUCUAAAUAUGCGUAAAAAAACAAACAUUUCUUCCUCGUAUUGUUAGGAUGUGACCAACUAAACGGCCAACAAUUAUUUUCAAGAUCUUUGUUAAAACAAUUUGAUUUACCUCACAUGUCUAGACGUUGCGGAUGAAUGCCCAUAGGCUGUAUUUAUAUUUAACACUUUUAUUUAGCUUCGCAGUGAACAACACUCCACCCGGACCGUUACUAGUCACGCAACCGAUUACUGCAUUUGAUGGCGCUUGGUAACUGAUCACGAACCAAAAACUCACAAAAUUUUGGACGCAAGGAAACGUCAAAACCAUAUAGGGUUGAAAUGGUGCUUCAUUUUAGUCCAACGAUUGUCCAGUGCAUUCAUCGCCGGCAUGAUCAACCAAGGGAAGAAUCAAUACACAUGUUUUGUUCGAUUUUACUCCCUCAGUCCGGAACGUCGGGUAGGGUGUUAAAGCAGAAGGGAGUUGCCCGCUUGGGCAAUGCAGUGCGAAUUUCCUGCUUGCACUACAAUUCGAUUACGCGCCGAUCAAAACACACAACACCAGCUGUUGGAUGCACAUAAUGUACGCAUAAUGUACCCUCGGGGAGACAGCCGUACCGAUGGACGGCGAGCUUAUAAAUACCGUGAACGAAAGCAAAGAAAGUGGUCAGUCCACUGAUAGCCAUUAACGCGGUAGUAGUCGUAGCUUUAGAAGAGGGCACGAAGCAUUCUGUAAAGUUUUGCGGGCUCGCCAAACAGAGUCAACAAAGCCCUGUGCCUCUUCCUUUGAGACUCGCUCGCAAUGUUUAAGGUGAGUUUCAGUGGUUUGCGUGAGCGCGACGUCGUCAGUGAUCUUAAGAAAUCCCUUUUCUGUAUCUGGUUCCAGCUGGUGGUGGUCAUACUGUGCUUCGCCACACUGCUGGUUUCCACCGGGAGUGCACUGAAGAAAGACGAGUAUGAGAUCAAUAUCAAGCACGGUUCGUUCGCCGUGCACCAGCUGCAUGUGAACGCGGACAGUCCGCGCGAGGGCACGUCGCGCUCGGAGCCGCUAGCGCCCACGAUUGCCCCCGGAAGUGCGAGUAAAGAAAAUGGCCAGCAACGUAACGAACAGUUCUUUGGUGCCGUGAACGCAGAACGGGGUAGCGCUGGUGCCCGUGGCAGUGCUGGUGAUAGUGACGGGGAAAGAAUCUCCACUACACUGGCGGUUCCAAAACCGACGGUGCAAAGUGCCAAGAAAGUGACAACCGGUGAAGUGUUCCCGAGUGUCAAACCGAUCAAGAGUAUAGACUUUAAUGCCGUGUCCCCGGGGCUGGAGGAUGUUCCACUGCAGCCAAACAUUUUCCAAAGCAGCCAAGGACGUGGUCAGAACCGUGUGUUGUCAUACCAAUCGGUGGAAUACUAUCCGCCGGACGAAGUAACAGUGGAACAGGACGCCAUUGUGAGACCAAUUAGUGCGCAGGACUUUUACAAUACUCCUCAGUUGCGAGAACGUGGGCCAGUGUUGUUUGCAACCGAUCCAACUACCACUACUACAACGACUACAACGGUAAAGCCACCUGGCAAGCUGUUGAAAUCGAUUCCAAAGUCCGCUGUAGAGGAGAACGAAGAAAUUUACCUAUUACUUAAGUAUGAGAAUCCUAGAAAGAAGAUGGAAGCACAAGCAAAUACUAACAGCAGGUCUGAGGCAAGCGAUCAAAACAAAAACAACGCAAAUCGUGAUCGUCAGAGAACGAUCGAGACAUCACGAACCUCUCAACAAACUAUUCGUCCAAGCGCGGGAACGCGAAAACGACCACAAGCAGAGGAAGGACGACAACCCGAUGAUUUCCUGCAGGAAAGCUUGAGGACCGGAGGAAGUUUCACCACCGUAGGAUACUUUGUUAGCGACACGGAAACGACUACAUCCAUGGCCCCGGUAUCUACCUCCACGACGAAAGCAGAAGCUGCAAGUACACCUUCCAAGGAGUCUUCUGGAUGGAAUACUCAGGUGCGUGUUUCUUCCGGCAAGUUGCGCAACAGUUAUGGAGAUUACCUGAGUUCCGAUUUUAAGGACUUUGAAGAUUCCAUUCGUCCGAUCGAAGAGAACGUGGAGGAAACACCCGAAAGUGGGGCCGAUGAUGAGAAAGAAGAUAGCAUCGAAGAGGAAGUAACAAGUGGUCCAGCAGAUAUCGAUGCCAACAUGGAUAUUGUCGAAAUGACACGAAUUCUUGCUGGACGCCAAGGAGGUCUCACAAUAUCGGAGUUCAACCGGUUGUUUAAGGAUUACCUGAAGAAAGAAAUUACCGUCCAAGAUCUGGAAGAUUUUACCAAACUCGAAAAUGCUGAUAAAGAACCACCGAAGGAGACAUCAGCGAAUGAAGAUCCAUCAAAAUCAUUCGACAUAAGAGCUGAGAAUGGUAAGAAGAUAGCGAAAGUGGGCGACAAUCUACCCGGUCCCACUCCAGCGCAAAAGCAACAGCUCGAUCAGUUGAAGGUGCUCGUCAACAAGGGUUCACUAAAGCCCGGACGGAAAGAGAAGUUGGUCAAGAUUGGAUAUGGUGGAUCGAAAUCAUUCCAAGGUGUGUUCAAAUCACAAAAGUUCCUGGAGAAGGUAAAAUCGGAGCGUAUCCCGGUUCCGCCCGAAGGUUUAUGGGGUGGGUUAGAAUACAGGCAACAGCAACCGGCACGAGAAAUAGGACCGAUGGCUUACGUCGAUAAUCCCGUGUUUGGUUUUGCACCCGGUGGGAGAACACGGGCUGGAAUCAAGGAUGGACAAAAGUCUUCCAACGGUGGUCAAAGCUAUGUAAAGUUCCAGAAGAUAAGCUAAACUGAUAUGAGUCGCUGGGUGAUAACGUAAAUUGGAAUCCUAACCGCGCCCAUUUUGUUACCUCUGUUUAAGAAUAGUACCUAGAGAGUUAAUAAAUAGUAGACGUUGCUGUUGACCUGUUAAA
This is a messenger RNA of Anopheles funestus (African malaria mosquito), 2921 nucleotides long. RefSeq lists its product as uncharacterized. The coding region runs from base 794 to 2797 and encodes 667 amino acids. The transcript has a single exon. The record is from RefSeq and is a predicted model, not a curated record. NCBI's taxonomy places the organism in Eukaryota, Metazoa, Arthropoda, Insecta, Diptera, Culicidae.